This is a messenger RNA of Diuraphis noxia (Russian wheat aphid), 2098 nucleotides long. RefSeq lists its product as uncharacterized. Lineage: Eukaryota; Metazoa; Arthropoda; Insecta; Hemiptera; Aphididae. Gene Ontology annotation, cellular component: nucleus; NuA4 histone acetyltransferase complex. The record is from RefSeq and is a predicted model, not a curated record. Gene Ontology annotation, biological process: regulation of DNA-templated transcription; chromatin organization.
AAUAAUGGCAGCAGAUAACUAUAAAUUUGCAGAAGGUGAUAGUUUGUUAUGUUAUCAUGGACCAAUGCUGUAUGAAGCAAAAUGUUUAAUAAGAAGGAAGGCAAAUGAUGGUAAAGCACAAUAUUUUAUUCAUUACAAAGGCUGGAAUAGUAAAUGGGAAGAAUGGGUAGAAGAUAAUCGAGUAUUAUCUAUUAAUGCUGCCAACAUGAACAAAAUGGCAUCAUUAAAAGAAAUACAUUGUAGGAAUUACAUAGUAAUACGUAUAACCGUGAACGUGAAAUUUGCUUUGUUGUUCGUUUACGCUCUCAAAGAAGAAAUUCCUAAAAAAGUAGGGGUAAUUAAAUCAAUGAACGAAGCAACUGAAAAAAUUUUAGAUACUAAUAAUGUGGAAGUUAACAAAAAUAUUGAAGCUACUAAAGAAAAGAAAGAAAGAACUAAAACUGCURAUGAAGAAAUUAAAGUACACGUGGAAGUCGAAAAUGCUACUGAAGAACUUGAAAAAACUAAAACUGUUGAAGUACGUGAGGGAUCUAAAGCCAUUGAAGAAACUGAAACAAUCAAUGAAGUUGAAAACACUAUUGAAAAAUUUAAUACUACAAAAAUAGAAAACGCUUUCAAAAAAGAUGAUCAUCCUAUAAAUGAAGACACUCUUAACAAAGAUGCUAGACCUAAAAGAGAAGAUACUCUUAAAAAAGAAGACACUCCUAAAAAAGAACUCGUUCUCAAUGAAGAAGACCUCCAAGCCAUCCUUGAAAUAAUUGGGGUAAUUCAAUCAAAGAACGAAGCAACUGAAGAAAUUUUAGAUACUAACAAAGUGAAAGUAAACAAAAAUAUUGAAGCUACUAAUGAAAAGAUGGAAACCACUAAUACUGCCGAUGAAGGUAUUAAAGAACAUGCAAAAGUUGAAAAUUCUACUGAACAACUUGAAAAAACUAAAACUGUUAAAUCAUGCGAUGGUUCUAAAGACAUUGAAGAAACUGAAACAGUCAAAGAAGUUGAAGGAUCUGAAACAGUUGAAAGAAAUGAAGACAUUGAAGAAACUGAAACAAUCAAAGGAGUUGAAGGAUCUGAAAAAGAUGAAAAAAAUGAAGACGUUGAAGAAUCUGAAACUGAAAAUGUUGAAUCCAUUGAAGUUUCUGAAGCUGAAGAUCAUGAAGCUCGAGAUCUUGAUGCUGAAGACCUUGAAGUUGAAGACCCUGAAGGUGAAGAUCUUGAAGCUGAAGAUCUUGAAGCUGAAGAACUUGAAGCUGAAGAACUUGAAGGUGAAGAUUUUGAAGGUGAAGAUUUUGAAGCUGAAGAUCUUGAAGCUGAAGAACUUGAAGCUGAAGAACUUGAAGGUGAAGAUUUUGAAGGUGAAGAUUUUGAAGGUGAAGAUUUUGAAGGUGAAGAUUUUGACGCAUAUGAUGGAAAUCAAGAAUAUGAAGAAACUGAUGUAGAUGAAGAAACUGGAUCGGAUGAUUCCUCAUAUGAUGGUGAAGAAUGUAGAGAAGUUAUGAGAAAGMUAAUUGAAAUUCAUAUGAAGAUGGACAAAGCUAGAGAAGAAGCUGAAAUGGCAGCCAGUAUUGAAGGAACAGAUGUUACAUUUACUGUCCCAGCACCAGUUAUACCAGAAAUCAAUAUACCAGAUAUCAUAAGAAACAGAAUUGCUUUUGAUUUUCAUAUGGUUAUGCACAAUAAACGAUUUGUAAAAUUUAGAAAAGACCUCACUGUCAAUCGUCUGAUACAAGAUUUUGAAAAUUCAGAUACAGAAGCAAAUAAUUCGUCCAUUGGUUUAACGAUCAUACAGUACUUUAAUACUUUUAUACAUCAUCGUUUAUUGUAUCCACCAGAAAAAAUACAACAUUUGGAUGAUAAGGCAAUUCUAUUUUUGAAAAAUUAUGUGGAUGAUGGCGUAGAAUUCACUUUUAGUGAAAUGUUAUAUCCUCGAAAAUUUUGGCAUUUGGUGUAUGGACCUUCGUAUCUAAUUCGAUUAUUUGUUUUAUUUCCUGAAAUUGUGGCAAACUAUUCUUAUUUUGUGUCGGAUACAGUUUAUCUUGUUAAAAGACUUGAAACAUUUAUGAAGUUUGUUGCAAACAAUUUUGAUCAAUAUUUUUCAGAA